Aspergillus melleus is the source of this 327-nucleotide messenger RNA. RefSeq lists its product as uncharacterized. The transcript has a single exon. Gene Ontology annotation, biological process: transcription by RNA polymerase II; transcription initiation at RNA polymerase II promoter. The record is from RefSeq and is a predicted model, not a curated record. Gene Ontology annotation, cellular component: transcription factor TFIIF complex. The coding region runs from base 1 to 327 and encodes 108 amino acids. NCBI's taxonomy places the organism in Eukaryota, Fungi, Ascomycota, Eurotiomycetes, Eurotiales, Aspergillaceae.
AUGCCUCAAAACGAACUGCUGGAUCUUAUCUACCAGUGUUUCCGAGAAUUCCGGUACUGGCCGUUUAAGGCUCUUAAGGCGAGACUGCAACAGCCUGAAGCGUAUCUCAAGCAGACUCUGGAGCUGACCGCUCACUUGGUGAAGUCCGGAGACUUCGCCAUGACCUGGGAGCUCAAGCCGGAGGCGAAAGAAAGCAGUUACGCAAGUGCGUGGGGAUAUGGAGAACCCAAAGAGGAGCUUCCUCCCGCGGAUUACAACGACGAGGCAUCGGACGAGGAUGCUUCUGGCAUGGAUAAUGACGAUACACAGUUCCAGAAUGUUCCCUGA